Molecule: messenger RNA, 2302 nt
Organism: Tetranychus urticae (two-spotted spider mite)
Lineage: Eukaryota; Metazoa; Arthropoda; Arachnida; Trombidiformes; Tetranychidae
Product: dnaJ homolog subfamily C member 11
Biological process (GO): cristae formation
Source: RefSeq, a predicted model, not a curated record
GAGAUGAUCCCUGUUAUUCCCAAAUUGAAACCACGAGGUUGCUGUGAUGUUAUUUAUUAAAUUAUUUUUCUUUUAAUUCAAAGUAUUUAUAUCUUGAUUAACCAAAGAUAAUUCCGGAUUCAAUUGAUUCAACUGGGAGAUAGUCUUUGUACACAUUCAUGUCAUUUGAAUCAGUGGAUGAGCGUACUCAAGGAUUGAUUGAGGAUGAUUAUUAUACUUUACUCAACCUCGAUCGCAAUGCAACCCCUGAAGAAAUCAGAGACGCGUAUAAAAAAGCUAGCAGAAUAUAUCACCCGGAUAAACACACUGACCCAGUCCUAAAGAAACAAGCAGAAAUUUUAUUCACUAAAACUAAAAAAGCGUAUGAAGUUCUGAUUGACCCACAUAAAAGAGCUAUCUAUGAUGCACUUGGUGUUAAAGGAUUAGAAACUGAAGGCUGGGAACUCGUCCAAAGAACUAAAACACCCUAUGAAAUUCGUGAAGAAUUUGAAAGAUUAGAAAGAGAGCGACAAGAGCGUCGAUUACAACAAAGAGCCAAUCCAAGAGGAAAUAUUACAAUCGGAAUAAAUGCCACAGACUUAUUUGAAAGCUAUGAUGAUGAAUAUGAGGAAGAUGAUUACAUUGAGGAAGGAGGCUUUUCUUUUCCAAAUUUGGAAAUCAGUUCAAUGGAGAUUGAUCAAUCUUUAGAUGCACCUUUAACUACUAAAGAUACCCUUUCUCUUACUGGAAAUUUACAAAAUAAAAAUGGAAUUGGUGGUGGAGCAUUUGCUACAUCACUUCGUCAUGUAUCCUCGCCAACAUCUUGGAGUGAAUAUCAAUUUACUGCUGGUCAUGGGCCUCUGUUUGGAAUUAAAUGGUUUAGAUAUUUAACUAAGCGCUCAUUUUGCACCAUUACUGGAUUAUGUCACUAUAAAUCCGGUGAAUUAACGCCAGGAAUCGAAGUUGUUUUGUAUCGUCAUCUUGAUAAGAAUCUCGAAGGAUUCGUGACUUGGAAAUUUGGGUUAGAAAGCUGUGUCAAUACCACUGUUGUUUGGAAAAACUCUAAACAUGCCGUAAUCAGUCGAAUCCAAUUUGGAAUUCCUAAUACAUUUAUUUCGAUGAGCUAUACUCGCAAUUUACCUUUCAACGAUACUAAAAUCAAAUGUGGAAUCAAAGGAGGAUUUUUCGGUGCUAUCGUUGAAUAUGGUUGGGAAACAAGAAUAUCUCAACAUUCAAUAGCCGGUACUACAAUGUCCAUUGGAACAACCUCUGGUGUUUCUUGUAAACUAAGACUGAAGCGAGCAAAUCAAACUUAUACUUUUUCCAUUCUCCUUUCGGAAAUUAUUAUACCGUCACCUAUUUUCUAUGGAACUCUUGUACCCAUAGCUGCCUAUUUUUGUGCCAAGUCUAUUGUGAUAGAUCCUUACAAUGAAGCUGAAAAGGAAAAAGAACUGAGAAAAGCGAAACAAGAAAAUGCUGUUGAACUGAUUGUGCGGAAAAGGGAAGCCGAAGCAGCAAUUGCGCUCAUGUCCGAAACGUAUUAUAGAAAUGUUAAUUCUGAAAAGGCUAAAUCGGGAUUAAUUAUAGAGAAAGCAAUUUACGGUUCCAUCAAAACUAUCUCAAUCAUUCUUGAGAAUCCUUCUGAGGAAUCGUCACCAAGUCAAUUAGAUGGUAUUCACGAUGUAACGAUACCUACACAGUGUCUCGUUCAAAACAGUAAUUUAAUACUACAUAGUGCGUCUAAGUCUAAUCUUCCUGGAUUUUACGAUCCAUGUUUUGGCGAAGAUAAAGGAUUAUUAAUUAGAUAUAAAUUUAAAAAUGAUGAUCAUCUAAUCGUAAUUAAUGAUGAUGAAAAACUAAAAAUUCCAUCUCAAAAUCAUAAUGUUAGAAGCAAUUUUUAAUGCCUGUUGUGUUCAAUAUUCUUGGAUCGGUAUAACCCGUGCCACUCAACCAAGCUUCUUAUUUCUGUGAAUGUCUCCUUUUUGGAGGACAAAACAACGAAAAACCUUCUUCGUUCGUUCAAUUUUUAACAUCAAACCAUGGUAAAUAUCUAUUAAAUAGAACAGCUCAAGUACAAAUCUGCAAAGAUAUCAAUUUCUCUUUUUUCAAUCUUUGUGUUAAGAUGCGAGUUAGAUGUGAAUUGUAGACAAACGAUACUAAAUACAAUGCAAAUUUUUAGUGAACUCAUUUAGAAGGAAACUAAGACCAAUUUUUGUAUGAUUGUACAUUGAAACGACUAUUAAAAAUUGUAGCAAAACAUUAAAAAUGCUAAGCUGAAGUUUCAAGUUUGAACUUUUCACUUAGCAACUUCACAGUUUAUGAA